UAGAGUUUGACCAGCGAGUCGCUGCACAAGCGUUUUUAGAGAAUUCUAUAUAUGGCAAUAAUUUUAGCUGUCAAAAGUGUCAAAAAUAUUGUCAAACGAGUUUACACAUAACCUAGAUUCUCAUGUUAGUUCCUUCGUUACGGAAGUUUAUAUCGUAUUAUAAUGGCUAAACCGAUUAGAAGCAGUGUGAGGAGCAUGUUAUUUACAAUAAUCAGUAACUAUAAUCAAGUUCGACACGACGAAAAUGAGAGAUUACUAGAAAAGAAGCGAAUAUUGGACGAAAUCAUUCAGGCGACCGCGGGCGUAGAUGACGAAAAUGUUAGAGAAACUAUUGAAAAGCUAGCAAGAGAACUGAAGAAUGUUAUUGAUAAUAACGCAUCAGAAUCAAGUUAUUUAGAGAAAGUGUCUACUAUGACAGGUGUAAGCAUUCGUACACUACGCACAAUUAAAAAAGAGGGCUCUAUUAACCAAGGCCAAUGGAAUACGCCAGGGAAAAAACGACCCCGGCCACCAACUGUGUCAAAUUUAGACAAUUUUGAUGUGUCAGCCAUUCGUAAUAAAAUUAACGAGUUUUAUUGCGUCAAAAAGCAGGUACCUACUCUAAGAGCCUUACAUGCGGAUUUGAAAGAAUCUAUAGGAUUCUCAGGAUGUUGUGAAACACUGAGGAAAAUACUACACGAGAACGGAUUUGAGUUUUAAAAAAAUAAAGAAGAGCGCUCCAUCCUCAUGGAAAAGUUUGAAAUAUCUGGGUGGAGGCAAAGGUUUCUUAGAGAGAUACAUAAAAAACGGCAAGAAGGAAAAAAAAAUUGUGUAUCUUGAUGAGACAUAUGUCCAUCAAAAUUAUAGACCAAAGAAGUCAUGGCAAGGGCCUUCAACUUACAAGCGGCAUAUUAUAGUGCAUGCUGGAUCAGAGCAAGGCUUUGUGCCAAAUGCUUUGCUUGUUUUUAGCACAAAAUCCAAAGCAGCUGACUAUCAUGAUGACAUGAACAGUUCAAAUUUUUUUAAGUGGCUACGAGUAAUGUUAAUCCCAAAUUUGUCUGAGCCCAGUAUAAUUGUUAUGGACAAUGCCAGUUACCAUGUAACACAAAUAAAUAAGCCUCCAACCAUGCACAGCUUAAAGGCUGAAAUUCAAAAAUGGCUAAGGGAAAAUAAUAUCCCAUAUGAAGAGUGUUUCAAAAAGGAAGAAUUGAUGUGCCUUGUCGAGGAAAAUAAAAUUGGUCCCAUAUAUGCAGCAGAGGAGUUAUUGAAGCAGCAUGGGCAUGAGGUCCUUAAAUUGCCUCCAUACCAUUGCAAUCUAAACGCUAUUGAGUUGAUAUGGAGCCUCACAAAGCGAAAAAUAGCCAGCAGAAAUGUGGGGCUACCGGGUUCAGAUACGGAAAACUUGAUCCGGGAAUGUUUUGCAAUGAUUACCCCGGAAGAUUGGAAAAAAUGUACAGACCAUGUAAUAAAUGUGGAACGAAAAUACAAGUCUAAGGACAAUAUUACAGACACUGAACUAGCUCCAUUCAUAAUAGAAGUUCGGGAAAGUGACAAUGACAGUGACAGUUCUCUGUCAGGCAUUGAAUUUCUUGAAUCCGAUUUUGAUUAUGAAUCUUAAAUAAAUAGGCACCUUCUUUAUAAACUAACAAUAUUAAAACUAGAUUGAAACUAGAUUGUGUUUUCUUUCACCUUACUACCUUCAGUUCAGCUCCAUUAUACAAUAUGUCACUUUUUUAUUAUUACUAACGGGAAGCAUAAAUAUUUCCCUUGUGAAGGUUUACUUUAAUAGCACAAGGGAAAUAUUUAUGCUUAAUAAAUAAUCGCCUGUAAUUAACCCGAGUUCAAAACUUCAAAAUAAAACACAAAUGAAGUAAUUUUUAAUCCUAUCAAAAAUAUAAAUGUCAUAUGAGAACCAAGUUAUAUUAAGUUAAGUUAUAUUAUGACAUAUGCCUUGGUUGUUGACUUCAACAACCAAAGAAAUGAGAUCUAAAGGGUGCCGUUUAAUGGUCAGGCCUGAAAUUUAUUUGUAACAACAAAGUAUCAUUUUCUAUAACUUAUCGUUUUUUAGUAUCUCUGAUAAUAAUGAUAACUAUUCAAUCAUAUUUUUAAUUUUUAAGUGGGCUAAAUUAGAGGCCAGGGU
Messenger RNA from Cydia pomonella (codling moth), 2119 nucleotides. RefSeq lists its product as uncharacterized. The coding region runs from base 163 to 699 and encodes 178 amino acids. The transcript has 3 exons. The record is from RefSeq and is a predicted model, not a curated record. NCBI's taxonomy places the organism in Eukaryota, Metazoa, Arthropoda, Insecta, Lepidoptera, Tortricidae.